Molecule: messenger RNA, 523 nt
Organism: Peromyscus eremicus (cactus mouse)
Lineage: Eukaryota; Metazoa; Chordata; Mammalia; Rodentia; Cricetidae
Gene: Tcf24
Product: transcription factor 24
Exons: 2
Coding region: 1-507 (168 amino acids)
Biological process (GO): developmental process; regulation of transcription by RNA polymerase II
Molecular function (GO): DNA-binding transcription factor activity, RNA polymerase II-specific; protein dimerization activity; RNA polymerase II transcription regulatory region sequence-specific DNA binding
Source: RefSeq, a predicted model, not a curated record
AUGGAGCGCGGCCGUCCCGCCAGCAGCCCACGCAGCGCCGAGCCCGCCCCGUCGGCCGCCGCCGCCGCCGCCCGCGACCCGAGCCCGGGACGGAGCGGGGCCGGCCAGACAGGCUCCGGCGGGGUCGCCGCGCGCUCCGGGGGUGGCCGGCCUGCCGCCGCGAACGCCGCCCGGGAGCGCAGCCGCGUGCAGACGCUGCGGCACGCCUUCCUGGAGCUGCAGCGCACACUGCCGUCGGUGCCGCCCGACACCAAGCUGUCCAAGCUGGACGUGCUGCUGCUGGCCACCACCUACAUCGCCCACCUCACCCGCAGCCUGCAGGACGACGCCGAGGCGCCGGGAGACCCCAGUCUGGGCGCCUUGCGAGGCGACGGCUACCUGCACCCAGUUAAGAAGUGGCCCAUGCGAUCAAGAUUGUACAUCGGCGCUACUGGUCAGUUCCUGAAGCACCCUGUCUCUGGAGAAAAGGCAAAUCAUAGCAACACCCCGACAGCCUCACAGCCAUAGGCUGUCUCCUGGGGGG